UUUGUUAUUUCUUGACUUGAUCAUCUGUUCGAUAAGUUAAUUCUGUAAUAAUGAAAAUUACUAGAUAUAAGAAAGUACAUCGAAAUUUGAACUUUUAUAUUAACAAUUUUGGUUUUCAUCAGCCAUUUCAAAUACUUAUUGACGGAACUUUCUGUUUCGAUGCGUUAAAGAAUCAAUUCAAUAUUCAAGAUCAGUUAAAGAAAUAUUUUCAAGCUGAGCUUAAACUUUUAACUACGCAAUGUGUAAUUGUGGAGACAGAAAAUUUAGGACCCAAAUUGGUUGGUGCCAUGAAAAUUGUAAAGCAAUUUGGUAUUCACAAAUGCGGACAUGAAAAGGCUCCAAUUGGUGCUAGUGAUUGCUUACUAUCGAUGGUAGGCAAAAGUAAUAGAGACAGAUAUGUCAUAGCUACCCAAGAUCGUGAUCUACAAGAAAAAAUUCGGGAAAAACCUGGUGUGCCUCUAUUGUAUCUGCAUCGUAAAGCACCAUGUUUAGAGCGACCUUCACAAACUAGCCGUGAUAAAGCUACUGAGAAUGCUACUGGAAGCUUCAAAGUCCAAACAAGGGAAGAGCUUGUAAUUAAGAAAUUAAAAGAAGAUGUUGGUUUAUCAGAAAACAACAAUGAACAGAAAAGGAAGAGAAGGAAAAAGAAAGGACCUAAUCCUUUAUCAUGUAAAAAGAAACAAAAGAAAAAUGAAAAUGCACAGGGGAUAAAAAAGCGAUCAAGGAAUAGAAUAAGAUUGCCUAAGCAAAUGAAGGCUCUAUUACAAGCACAUAUUAACUCAACUGUUGAUUAAAUUACAAUCUAGAAUAAAAUUUAAUAUAGAUUAAAUUAUGUUUUUCUUCAAAUAACA
Molecule: messenger RNA, 851 nt
Organism: Ctenocephalides felis (cat flea)
Lineage: Eukaryota; Metazoa; Arthropoda; Insecta; Siphonaptera; Pulicidae
Product: rRNA-processing protein UTP23 homolog
Exons: 3
Coding region: 51-794 (247 amino acids)
Cellular component (GO): nucleolus; small-subunit processome
Molecular function (GO): small ribosomal subunit rRNA binding
Source: RefSeq, a predicted model, not a curated record